This is a messenger RNA of Thlaspi arvense, 1503 nucleotides long. Lineage: Eukaryota; Viridiplantae; Streptophyta; Magnoliopsida; Brassicales; Brassicaceae. The record is from the annotation of a GenBank genome assembly.
AUGACCAUUGACUACUUGUUGACAUCGCCUUCGUCGCUGAGGUUCUCCGAUUUCAUCUCUUCGUUUUCCCAAGAUACGGACCACAAAUGGCUUCGCUUCUCACCGAAACUCGGCGGUGCGAGGAGGCUGACGACGACGAGGGUAACCUGCGGCGCGAUUUCGUCAAGGAGAAAACUUGCUGAGAGAGAGAGCGCGGAGAGAGAGAACAGAGUGCUCGUACGGAGUCUGAUGUCGAGAAUCAGUGACAGAGAGCCAUUGGUGAAGACGCUUGACAAGUACGUCAAGGUCGUAAGAUGUGAGCAUUGUUUCUUACUCUUUGAAGAGCUUGGGAAGAGCGACAAGUGGCUUCAAUGCCUCGAGGUGUUCAGGUGGAUGCAGAAGCAGCGUUGGUAUAUCCCAGAUAACGGAGUGUACUCGAAACUGAUAUCCGUGAUGGGGAAAAAGGGCCAAACCCGUAUGGCAAUGUGGCUCUUCUCCGAGAUGAAAAACAGCGGUUGUCGUCCUGAUGCGUCUGUUUACAACGCCCUCAUAACAGCUCAUCUCCAUACACGGGACAAGGCUAAAGCUUUGGAGAAAGUCCGAGGAUAUUUCGACAAAAUGAAAGGGAUGGAGCGUUGUCAGCCCAACGUCGUGACUUACAACAUCCUUUUGAGGGCUUUUGCUCAGUCGGGUAAAGUAGACCAAGUGAACGCUCUGUUCAAAGAAUUGGACAUGAGCGCUGUUUCUCCAGACGUCUACACUUUCAACGGUGUUAUGGAUGCGUAUGGGAAGAACGGGAUGAUCAAGGAGAUGGAGUCUGUGCUUACUCGUAUGAGGAGUAACGAGUGUAAGCCAGAUAUCAUCACCUUUAAUUUGCUUAUUGAUUCCUAUGGUAAGAAGCAAGAGUUUGAGAAGAUGGAGCAGACUUUCAAGAGUCUGAUGCGGUCCAAGGAGAAGCCGACUCUGCCUACGUUCAAUUCGAUGAUUAUAAACUACGGGAAAGCUCGCCUGAGGGAUAAGGCAGAAUGGGUUUUCGAGAAGAUGAAUGAUAUGAACUACACUCCCAGUUUCGUCACGUAUGAGUGCAUGAUCAUGAUGUACGGUCACUGUGGCUCUGUUUCCAGAGCAAGGGAUAUAUUCGAGGAGGUUGUUGAAUCGGAAAGGCUUUUGAAGGCUUCAACACUCAAUGCACUGCUCGAAGCGUACUGCCUUAAUGGUCUUCACAUGGAAGCAGAUAAGCUUUUCCACAACGCAAGUGCUUUCCGUGUUCAUCCAGAUGCAUCCACGUAUAAGCUGCUAUAUAAGGCAUACACUAAGGCAGAUAUGAAGGAGCAUUUGCAGCUGCUGAUGAAGAAAAUGGAGAAAGAUGGAAUUGUACCUAACAAGAGAUUCUUCUUGGAGGCUCUUGAAGUUUUCGGGUCAAGACUACCUGGUUCGGAUUCAGAAAAAAGGAAAUCAACCGGUUCGAGCAAGCCACGGGACAGUGGAAAGGAAUUGACUGAAUGUACCAAAAUAAAGAUGUGA